AGAAGAAUCUCGCGAGAAAUUCAACCGGGAAGCGAGGAUGAACGCGAAUGGCGGCUAGUACCGGAAGUCUACUUGUGAUUUGUAUUUGCUGAAGGCUUUUAAUGCCAAAUUGUGUGGAACUGUUGUGUAGAAGUUCGCCGCAGGAUAAUGCUGACUCGGCUGAAAGCAAAAUCGGGAGGAAAGCUUGCAAAACAGAUUUGCAGAAUUGUGUUGGAUCAUUUUGACAAAGAGUAUUCCAGAGAACUUGGAGAGUCGUGGAAUACAGUAAGAGAUAUACUGACAUCUCCGUCACUGUGGCAGUAUGCUGUCCUCCUCAACCGAUUCAAUUACCCUUGUGAACUGGAAAAGGAUUUAUAUUUGAAGGGUUAUCACAGACUUUUUCAAGGGUCUUUACCAGACUAUCCUAAAUCAAUGAAAUGUUACCUCAAAAGAACUCCAGACCAAAUGCCUUCAGAAAGACAUCAAGUUGGGAACCUGAAAAAAUACUAUCUUCUGAAUGCUGCUUCUCUUUUCCCAGUACUGGCUCUAGAAUUAAGGGAUGGAGAGAAAGUUCUGGAUCUGUGUGCUGCUCCUGGAGGCAAAUCAGUGGCACUGUUGCAGUGUGCAUGGCCAGGUUAUCUUCAUUGUAAUGAAUAUGAUAGUCUGAGAUUGAGAUGGCUGAGGCAGACAUUAGAAUCCUUCAUCCCACAGCCUUUGCGAAACGUAAUUAAAGUGUCUGAAUUGGAUGGCAGAGAAAUAGGAGAUGCUCAGCCUGAAACAUUUGACAAGGUGUUAGUUGAUGCUCCAUGUUCAAAUGAUCGAAGUUGGUUGUUCUCUUCGGAUUCUCAGAAGGCAGCCUGUAGGAUACAUCAAAGGAGAAACUUACCUGUUCUACAGUUAGAACUCUUAAGGUCUGCAAUCAAAGCCCUACGUCCUGGAGGGUUACUUGUGUACUCUACAUGCACACUUUCCAAGGCAGAAAAUCAAGAUGUGAUCACUGAAGUUUUAAACUCCUACAGUAACAUCGUGCCUAUGGACCUUAGGGGAUUCACAAAACAUUGCUCCCAAGACUUCACAUUUGCUCCCACUGGCCAAGAAUGUGGGCUCCUGGUGAUUCCAGAUAAGGGCAAAGCCUGGGGCCCAAUGUAUGUGGCUAAACUGAAAAAAUUAUAAAGCAUGGGAAAAUGAUGACAUGAUUUUUUUUCAAAUGGCUGCAGAAGUCCAGCCAUUGAAUAACAAAAGCUUCCCCACUCUCACACUCUCACAUCACCCUGACAAUCAUGGGUCCAGUCGUGUGAGUGGGGGCAACAGAAAGCCAGGGACCUGAAACUUUUAAACCAUGUUGAUUCAUUACUAUAUUUAUUAUUUUGUGUAUUGUAUUCCAAUUAAUGUUUAAAUAAUUAAUUAUACAGUCACUUUUCCUAGAUCUGUUUGCAAUUCUAUUAAGUUAAUACUUUACCAUUUCAGAACUUAUGCUUAAGAGUUUUUCAGUUGUAUAUUUUCCUAGAUAUAUAUCUGUAGCAACGAUAUAAGGUGGCACAGAUGGUAUUUGUUCUGUGUAAUAAAUCUGGUGUCUCUUACCUGGUAUUUUAUGGUUAAAUUAAUCAGAAUACAUGGUUUUGUGCAUAAAAUGUUUAGAACUAUAUUCUGUUCAUGGUGCUUUUAACCCUUUAAAGAUGCUCCUUGCCAACACACUUACUGUUUCCCACCUAAUCAGAUGUACAGAUUUUUUGGUAAGAACUGAUUGUUAUUCUGAGGCUAGCUUCUUAAGCAGCACAGUUUCUAAUUAUAGCAAAAUAGAUUUCUUAUUUGCAAAGUUGUUUUCUGUUAAGAAGUGUCUUCUGUUUACUGCAAAGGUCAGUGACUCUAUUGACACCAGGUUUAUUUCCCUAAUUUUUUUUUCCAUAUUCACAAAUACUAAUUGAAAGGGUAAAUUAUGUUGAAAGGCCUUUGGAACAGCAGACUCACAUGCGCAGAUUUGACUUUCCACAUUAAGCUUAUAAAAUAAUGGAGUCUAUCCAGCAAGCUGUAAAGCAAGUACUUGAAACAAAACCAGAAUGAUUAAUAACUGCAAUAACUGAACUAUAUUUGGAGAGUUUUGUUACAUAAUUACAGUCAUAAUGAGCACUACAGAAUCUGAUUAUCUUAUAGGUAUAAUGUGGAGGGGCUUUUUAUUUCACUCUGAUAAAAUAUUACAUGAGAGUAUGGUGUCACAUAUUAAUGCACAAGAAGGAAAUGACUAGUGAGAGUGGAUGAUGCUGUAAACCCAAUACCAUUUUGUAACUGGCUCUUUCUGUUUACAUAUCCUAGGAAUACUGUGGGUAUGUUUUGUAUGUAUUUAAGAUUUUAGUUUCAGUUUUGGAGCAUGUGUUUUGUGUAACUGCUUUACUUGAGUCCAACCAUAUUUUUCCAACUAAUAAGAAAAAUCAUGCAGCAUACUUCAAUGUAAAUUUGGAAAUUAGCCUUUAAAAAACUCUUCAUGAUUAUAGAAAUAUAAACUUUUGCUGAAGCCAAAUAUUUUUGUAUCCUUUUAUUUUGUUCAUUUAAAUUAAAGCUUAUUUGAUAAUUA
This is a messenger RNA of Cavia porcellus (domestic guinea pig), 2548 nucleotides long. Its product is annotated as tRNA (cytosine(34)-C(5))-methyltransferase, mitochondrial. Lineage: Eukaryota; Metazoa; Chordata; Mammalia; Rodentia; Caviidae. Gene Ontology annotation, cellular component: mitochondrial large ribosomal subunit. The record is from RefSeq and is a predicted model, not a curated record. Gene Ontology annotation, molecular function: RNA methyltransferase activity. Gene Ontology annotation, biological process: rRNA methylation. The coding region runs from base 148 to 1152 and encodes 334 amino acids. The transcript has 6 exons.